Clavispora lusitaniae ATCC 42720 is the source of this 477-nucleotide messenger RNA. The record is from RefSeq and is a predicted model, not a curated record. Lineage: Eukaryota; Fungi; Ascomycota; Pichiomycetes; Serinales; Metschnikowiaceae.
AUGAAGAUGUACGUCAGCUCCCUCAACUUGCCCAUCGGCUAUGUCAUUCCGCGAUUUCCAGCGCUAUACUGGCCGUUGGGCCCGGACUUUGAUAAGUACCAGGACCUGUUUCUUUUCUACUCCGUGGAUAUGUGGCGUUUCGUCUUGUAUUGGACGCUCAUCUUUUUUGUGUCGGCGUACACUUGCGCCGGAUUGAGUGCAUGUUUCAACAUGUAUUGGCGAGUAUACCGUGAGCGGCAGGUUGUCGGCGGGACAUUGCGCAAGCUCCGUAUACGGCCGUUUAUGGUCUUGAUAUCGUAUGUGCUUCUCGGUUGUUUUCAUGGGUUUUCGAGUGGCGCUCUAGUCGGUCUUAUGGUGCUGGCUAUAUAUCGAGCAGGCUCGUUAAGUAUGACCACUUGGAUUCCUUUUUGCUGGGGAGCGGCACAACUAUUUUACCAUAUUGCAUCGUCAUAUCUGACCAGUCUGUUGUUGAUGUGA